This is a messenger RNA of Verticillium alfalfae VaMs.102, 2772 nucleotides long. RefSeq lists its product with no specific name. NCBI's taxonomy places the organism in Eukaryota, Fungi, Ascomycota, Sordariomycetes, Glomerellales, Plectosphaerellaceae. The record is from RefSeq and is a predicted model, not a curated record. Bases 1 to 2772 code for a protein of 923 amino acids. The transcript has 3 exons.
AUGGCCUACCCCUUUGGAGGUCAACGAGGCCCAGGAGGGACUCGUAACAACAACAACAACAUGGCGGGCAUAGGCAGCUCCAACCUGAAGCGCCGCAUGUCCCAGCCGAACCGGCUUGACAACGAGCUCCUCACCACCCCAUCCGAACUAUCAUUCAACUCGGCCACACCAUCCAUGGCUGCUGGCUCUGACGCCAGCUCUGUUCGCCGCAGACGGGCUCGCUUUACCGCCCGGCCUUUCAAGUUUCGACCCCCUACCAUUCGGUUCAGAUCCCGGCGUCCCAGCCAGAAUCUAAACAACUCACCUUAUAUGUCGCCUGGCCCGUACCACUCAGACGAUAACCAUAUUGAAUCCGAACCCGAGUUCCGAUGGAGCUCCUCCAAUCUCUCCAUCUCCACAGAUGCCACCAGUAUUCCGUCUGAUGACGCCACAACGAAAUCCACUCCGGGUCGCCAACUCGUGCGAGCCCGAUCUGUCCCCGGCCGAGUCACAGUAGGGCUUCGACAAAGGUCACAGCAGAACCGGCAACCUGGACGUGUUGGCCUGACACUCCCCGACGGGCGUGGCCGGACCUAUCACAUCUCGGUCGCCCCUGGUCCCCUCCAAGACAGUCCCACGCCUGUUCGUGCCAAGAUUGAGGCUCCCCCAGUUCAGGCGCCCGUAACACAAGUCCCUGUGCCUCAGGCCAAGGGAAAAGGCAAAGGUAAAGGCGGCCGCAACAAACGCAAGGGUGGCGGUGCUCAAGCGAGGCAAGUCGAGGCCUUGAAAGAGUCGGCCAAGACAUCCCAGGACACUCCAUCGUCCAUCGUGAGCAACGAAGAAGCCUCUGCAGCCAGAUCGAGGUCGACCUCUCGUCACAAGGGCGAGGAGAUCCUCCUCAAGCAGGUUGAAGAACUCAAAGAUGAGGUCAAGUCUCUGCAGGAUGGCCAGUCAUCUACCGCGAGAGAUUUGGAAAAUGCGCUUGAUAAAAUCUCCGUCAUCAGUGCUGAGAAGAAAGACGUGGAGCGCAGGCUUGCCGAGGCCUCUGUUCCCUCUUCUGUCGUGCGCGGUUUCGAACACCAGUACCAGAUGGUGGAUGACGCUCAGAGCUCCCUCACCACCCACAGCAAGCACUCCAGGUCCGCAUCCAAAGGCCUCCAGGAAGUGCAGGGCUUGCAGCAAGACAAGGCAGAUCUCCAGGCCAAGGUCUCUGAACUGGAAAAAGACCUGACGCUUUACAAGGACUUCAAAGUCUGCCUCGAGGCAAAGUGUGAUGAACUGCAGGACGAGAUUAAGCAGCAGGAAGAGCGCUUCAAGACAGACUCGGAGAAAUUUCGCAGCGAUGUCGAAGAUGUUGAAGAUCUUCGCAAAACACAAGAUGCGGCACACAUUGCUCGUAUUGUUAGUCUCGAGCUCUCAAAGGAGAGCCUGCAAGCCAAGGCACAGGCUCUGGAGGCGGAGAUCGCUAGGAAGGACUUUGAGUACGGCGAGUUCACGACUGAGCGCGACCAGCUCAGCAAGGACAAGGACGCGUGGGUCGAAGAGAAGAAAGACCUCGAGUCUCGUGUCGAGGUCCUGGAGAGCGAGAAGAGUAAACUCGAAGAGCAGACUAAGGCACUCGAGGAAACAAUCAAGGGUCUCGAGACGGAACGGGAUAGCAUUCAGGCCCAUGUCGUCGAGCUUGAAAACACCAACGGAGAGCUCCAGUCCAAAGUUGGCGGCCUCGAAGACGACAAGAGCACCAUUGUCAGCAAGAGCGAGAAGCUCAAGACAAAAGUCGACCGCCUGAAAGGUGAAAACGGCAACCUGCGGACGCAGGUCUCGAGCCUUCUCAAGGAUCAAGAUGACCAUACUUCGCAAGUCUUGACGCUCUCGGCAGAGCGCGACGGCCUCAAGGAAGAGAAUAUUACGCUCAAGGCCAUGUCCGAGGCCGGCAGCGUCUUGGGAAGCGUCGUCGGGAGUCGCGUCGGACGCUGGGUCGCCAGCGAUAUGGGUAGUCAGGCGCCGAGUGAAGGUGGGAGUGUCGCUUCCAAAGCGACAAGCAAGGCGCCCAGCGAGGUCGGCAGCACCGUCUCAAAGGCAAGCAAGGCAUCAAGCGCGGUCUCCAAGAAGAGCAGCAACGCUGGCACCAAGGCUCCCAGCCAACCUGACGAGAAGACGAGCGAGGUUAGCGCAACGCCGGCGUCAGGCGACAGCUGUACCCCCGACAUUAUCGAGGUCACCGAGUCGGAGGCUGGCGAACCAGCAGCCGAGCCCGAGGCAGCCGUCGAGGAAGCGCCAUCCGCCGAAACCACUGCCGAUCCCGAACAAGCAGCCUUGCUUGCCACUCUGCAGACGCAGAAAACCGAGCUUGAGACGCGCAACGCGACACUCCAAGAAGAAGCGAGCAAGGUCGAGACCCUGACAACCGAGCGGGACGACCUCGCCUUGCGUCUUGCGACCGCGGAGCAAGACGCCGCACAAGUGCCGGCGCUACGUGAGGAAAACGGAGGGCUGGCGACGCAGCUCGCAGAAACCAACGCUGCACUUGAGAGCGCAAUGGCUGCCCACGCCGCUGCCAACGGGGAGGUUGACGGGCUCAAGGCCGAGGUGGCAAGCCUACGCAGUAGACUCUCGAGUCCGUCGCGGCGGAGCGGUAGUACACGGACCUCUAGAAAGGACGGCGACAAGGCCAAACAGCUGGUUGUUGUGCGAGACCCGAACGACCGGGGACAGAUACAAGUCAUCCGUCGAUGCGAUCUGCGCCUGCACUCUCGUUCAGCUUCGCUGUCUGAGGGCUCGGGCGCCGAUUGA